Cajanus cajan (pigeon pea) is the source of this 1434-nucleotide messenger RNA. Its product is annotated as zinc finger protein CONSTANS-LIKE 4. Lineage: Eukaryota; Viridiplantae; Streptophyta; Magnoliopsida; Fabales; Fabaceae. The record is from RefSeq and is a predicted model, not a curated record. Gene Ontology annotation, biological process: regulation of flower development. Gene Ontology annotation, molecular function: zinc ion binding; DNA-binding transcription factor activity; protein binding. Gene Ontology annotation, cellular component: nucleus.
GGUCACUCGCCAGAUCUCCCAGGUCCCACCAGAUAGACUUGGACUCACUCCACUCGACUAGUUUCACAUAUUCACGCUUCCCUUCACCACACCACACCGCACCAAAACAAAACGAAACACAGAUCACAGGGAGCCAUCGCCACCCAUGGCUUCCAAGCUCUGCGACUCUUGCAAAUCCGCCACCGCCACCUUGUAUUGCCGCCCUGACGCCGCCUUCCUCUGCGGCGCCUGCGACUCCAAGGUCCACGCCGCUAACAAGCUCGCCUCGCGUCACCCGCGCGUCACGCUCUGCGAGGUCUGCGAGCAGGCUCCGGCGCACGUCACCUGCAAGGCCGACGCCGCCGCGCUCUGCCUCGCCUGCGACCGCGACAUCCACUCCGCCAACCCCCUCGCCAGCCGCCACGAGCGCCUCCCGGUCACUCCAUUCUUCGAGUCCGUACACUCCGUCAAGGCCUCCUCGCCGAUCAACUUCCUCGACGAGCACCGCUUCUUCUCCGAUGCCGACGCUGACGUCAGCACCGAGGAGGCCGAGGCCGCCUCCUGGUUGCUCCCCAAUCCCAAGACAGAUCUAAAUUCCUCUCCUUACUUGUUCUCCGAAUCCGAUCCGGUUCCUUACAUAGAUCUGGAUUACGCCGCAGUGGAUCCGAAGGCGGAGCAGAAAAGCUCCGGCACCGCCGACGGCGUCGUUCCGGUGCAGAGCAACUUCGAGCCUUUCACCUAUGGUUACAAGUUUAACUCCACUCUGUCACAAUCUCAGUCACAGAUGAGCCAAAGUGUAUCGUCGUCGUCGAUGGAGGUAGGAGUUGUGCCGGACGGGAACACUAUGUCGGAGAUAUCCAACUGCAGCUACAGCAAGGUAGCGGUGACGGCGACGGCUCAGUUCUCGGCGGCAGAUAGGGAGGCUAGGGUGUUGAGGUACAGGGAGAAGAGGAAGAACCGGAAAUUCGAGAAAACGAUUCGUUAUGCUUCGAGAAAGGCCUAUGCUGAAACGAGGCCAAGGAUCAAAGGCAGGUUCGCCAAACGCACUGAUGCGGAUCCUCUAGCUGGAUACGGCGUGGUUCCGUCAUGUUGAUUUGGCUAAUGAUAUAAUAUAUGCUAUUAUUAUUAUUAUUAUUAUGUGAUAUGCUUCUGCUGUUUACGUUUUUGUUUUCUUAUGUUGCUGUAUAUAAAUCACUCUCUUUUUUGAGUUUGAAUUUAGCAAUGUAAAGUUGCAAACUCUUGGUGUGGAUCGAUUUUGUAGUUGUUUCUUGUUUUUUUGGUGAAUUUUGGCAGCUGUCUCUUGCAUCCAAAGAGACAGAGAAGACGAUGAUGGCAAUAGCAUUUCCUUUUCGGCUAUGGCUGCUGUGCAGAUUUGGCGAAUCAAAAUCUGGAAUGCUAUUGGCACUGGACCUGUGAUUAACAGGUUACUUUAAUCAUAAAUCAUAUUUAAUCCUA